Molecule: messenger RNA, 1693 nt
Organism: Bolinopsis microptera
Lineage: Eukaryota; Metazoa; Ctenophora; Tentaculata; Lobata; Bolinopsidae
Product: arginine kinase-like
Exons: 3
Coding region: 61-1299 (412 amino acids)
Biological process (GO): phosphocreatine biosynthetic process
Molecular function (GO): creatine kinase activity
Source: RefSeq, a predicted model, not a curated record
CGGUUCUUUACUUAUCCCAGCAGUAAUUUCUCGUAUAUACUGAUCUUCUCGUUGAAACUAAUGGUUUGUCGCCACUUCCUGCUCACUAUUUUGCUGAGUAUUGUAAAUCCCCGCCGAGCCGGACACUUACCAUCAGAGCUCUCCAGCAUGUGGAAGUACGCAGCAGCAGCUUGUGUCACUGGAGCUGCAGGAUACCUCGCCUCUAACAACGCCCUAUUCUCCGGAGCUGCCGAACAGAAACCGUUCCCAAACAUCCAAUCUAAACACUCCCUGGUUGCUAAGCAUGUAACUGAGGAGAAAUGGAACAGACUCUCCGGCAUAGAAACCAAGACAUCUGGAUUUACCCUGGGACAGGCUAUCUCUUGUGCAGUAGAGUUUGACAACCAGCACUGCGGAAUAUACGCCGGAGACUACGAUUCCUACGUGGACUUUGCUGAUGUGUUCGACCCCAUUAUUCAGGAGUACCACGGCAUCUCAGCAGAUGCUAGACACACCUCUGACAUGGACGCUGGUAAGAUCGUGGGGAAUGUGGACCCUGCUGCUCCUGUUAAAUCAGUAAGGAUCAGAGUAGGACGAUCCUUUAACGGGUUUGGGCUGUCUCCAGGGAUCACUAAGCAACAGAGACUAGAUCUGGAGCAGCUCCUCAUCAUUGCUUUCUCUAACUUUGAGGGUGAUCUCCAGGGUGAGUACUAUCCUCUUCUGGGUAUGGAUGAAGCAGUGAGACAGCAACUUGUGGACGAUCACUUCCUCUUCGUUUCGGGGGAUCCUAAUUUGAUCAGUGCGGGAAUGGAGAGAGACUGGCCAGAGGGACGUGGAAUAUUCCACAACAAAGACAAGACCUUCCUGGUGUGGGCUAACGAGGAGGACCAGACCAGGAUCAUCUCCAUGCAGAUGGGAGGAGAUGUUAAAGCUGUGUUUGAAAGACUGGCUAGAGGUAUCAGUGCUGUUCAGGAAUCAGUGAAGAAGGAAUCUGGUAAGGACUUCUUGUUCGACGAGAAAUACGGCUACAUCCACUCCUGCCCCACAAACCUGGGAACUGGUAUGAGAGCCUCCGUUCACAUCGACCUCCCCGGCUGGACGGCUGAAGGGCUGGACUCACUGAAAGCUCGGUGCGAGGAACUGAAACUGCAGCCUCGUGGAACCAGGGGAGAAUCAGGCGGACAGACCGGCUGUACUUUCGACAUCUCCAACAAGCACAGGCUAGGUUACUCGGAGGUGGAGCUGGUGCAGUGUAUGAUAGACGGGGUUAACAUUCUCUUUAAAGAGGAUCUGGAGCUACAGAGCAAGCACGGCUUAUAAGUCUUGAUUAAUUAAUUAAUUAAUUAGUUAAGGGACUGUAACUGUGAACUAUAUUUAUAACCAUGAAGCGCAUAUCGAUGCCAGAUUUACUAUUUAUAUCGAACUCGGUGCAUGUCAAUUUUCUGACUAUCCGUUAUAACUGUUUACGAUUUUCAUUAUUUUGUGUUUUUGUUAAAUUAAGUCAUAUAUAUCAAUAUCGUUUUCAACUUUUUAGCUUUUGAGACAAGAACAGUCUUCAUUUGUAAAUGAAAAGAGAAAUCUAGCAUUUGUAAUAUUCUUUGUUAUUUAGAAAAGUGUACAGUGAAGAUAUCUUAUAACCUUUAUAAUUAUAUACUCACAUAUAUGCAACAUAACUCACAUAUUUUAAUACAUACCAUGCUGGUUCGAACGAGUA